CAUUUUUCUAAAAUGUUAAGUAAUCAGAUCAGGAAGAGGCAUCCGUGAGACAGCUCGACUAAGAAUGACCAACUGGAUAUCAAUAGUUUACCAGUCUCUCAUAUCCCUAAUACAAGCUUGGAAAAUAGCAUCAUUGUUCAUGAUUCUUUCCAAACUUUUGGGCAGAGUAUUCACAAAGGAGAAGGCAGAGAUGUCAUAGAGAGAGGAAAGAAGUAUCGAGAAGCAGAAAAUAAUUUAACAGAAAGGCAAGCUGACUUAUCAACUACUGUUGUUAAAAACUCCAGACACACAAGUCUUCCUAAAGUGAGAAUUCCUAAUAAUGAUAUGAAAAGUGCUUCUGGAGAUUCUAUGCAAAAUCUUUCGACAAACAUUAGUCCAAAGUGCAAGUCCAAGAUCGGAUAUGGAGUGUGGAAUAAGGAGCUCCAAAGAGUCAAGUUUUCAAGGAAAAAGAUUAUGUCGCAACCUUUUGACAGUAUUAAUCAUUCUUUAAAUGAUGGGUUGAAGGAAACAUUCCAGACUGAUAGGAUACAGAGUCUUAAGUCUGUUUCUGGAACUGGGAAUCUACAAGUCCAACAAAGAGUUGACUUCUCACAGAGUAUGAGAAAGUCAAGUCUCAAUACCAGCAUCCCUCAGUAUGUAGGAGAGCUUAAAGAUGGAAUGAAAGAUGGAUACGGUCUCUGGCUUGAGUCCAAAGAUGAUCCAAACAGUAACCAGUACAGGGGAGAAUUCAUGAAUGACAAAAAGUGAGGCUAUGGUGUCUUUAGGUGGUCAUCAGGCAAUUAUUAUAAAGGAAACUUUAAGAAUGAUGAGAGAAAUGGGUAUGGAGAGAUGCACUGGAAUGAUGGAAGUGCUUAUAAAGGACAAUGGCAAAAUGGAAUUCAGCACGGUUUUGGAACAAUGAUUUUCUCAGAUAAGACUUACAUAAAAGGAUACUUUAAAAAUAAUGUGUAUCUUAAUGCAAAUACUAUCAAGGAUAAGCCACGGAAAAUAUCUUUAUCAAGACCUCCUAUUCAAUCUCAAUCGUAUAACCUUCCAGUGAUACCUCCAACAUCAUACAAGUCUCCUAAGAAGUAUAACAAUUUAUCGUUAAUGGAGGAAAUUAUUGAAAAUAGUACUAUUUCUCAUGAAACACCGAAACGUAAAUAAAUCUGUAGCUGAGCUUAAGCGCAAACAUAGAGGUUUUUAUACAGAUGCUUCAACAAAUGGCGUCAGAUCAGGAAGAAAACCUAUCAGAAGAAUCAAGAAAUCCAAAAGAAAUCUAAAGAAUGUUAUCAUCAAAAGAACUGGAAUGAGGAAUGUGAAGAGUAUUAGAAGGCCUUCUAAGAAUUUAAUCGUUGAUCUUAAUCUCUUCCCUGAUCGUCCUAUCGAAGCAGGAGAUAUCUGAGUGCAUGGCAAGGAAUUUAAUUCCACAUUCAAAAACAAAGCCCAUAAGAUCCUAAUUAAUGCCUAAUACGAUAAAAGUUGA
Messenger RNA from Moneuplotes crassus, 1465 nucleotides. The record is from the annotation of a GenBank genome assembly. NCBI's taxonomy places the organism in Eukaryota, Ciliophora, Spirotrichea, Euplotida, Euplotidae.